Messenger RNA from Alternaria conjuncta, 1776 nucleotides. RefSeq lists its product as uncharacterized. Lineage: Eukaryota; Fungi; Ascomycota; Dothideomycetes; Pleosporales; Pleosporaceae. The record is from RefSeq and is a predicted model, not a curated record. The transcript is spliced from 3 exons. Bases 1 to 1776 code for a protein of 591 amino acids.
AUGGAAAGGAUGUCACAAGCCGAUAUCGACAGUCUCCAAGGCCAGACCAUAGUACGGAAUUUCACGAACAGCUUACCAGGCUCAACGACACUCGAGCGUGUGACCAAGAGCGCGCAAGAGGAGCAAGAUGCCUCGGAAGAACAACAGAUCGAGACCAGAAUGCGGAAGCUGUUCCAGGACGACAACGCAAGGCUGAUCGUGCCGACCAGUGAUUCCGUUUUCGACGCCGUAGAAGACGCUAAAUGUCGAUUGGCGAGAGUGUGCAAUGACUUCGAAGCGCCUGAAUCGCCAUCGUCGUUAGUAAAAGCGAGAAGGAGCCGGAAGACAGCGCAAAUGAAGGCGAACGAGGCUAUACAAGGCAUAGCUGCUCAUGGAUUUGCCCAGCUACAUGAAAUACUAGACGAUCACAAAGGCGUAUUCGACAUUUUCCCAUCGCAGACCGGUUACGCAUCUGUACUGUGUGGUGGAAUUUCUCUUAUCGUCCGUGCUGCUGUAAAUCACGACGAAAUCGCUGACGACAUCUCGGAUGCGAUAACCACGGUCACUGAGAAAGCAGCACGGGCAAGCAACAUUCUGCUUGUUCUUCGUACACGAGCGAUGCACAGGCUCCUCUCCGAACUUUAUGCACAGGUCCUCCUCUUCUAUCGCGAUGUCAUAGAAUGGUACAAGAAGUCGCGCACGUCUCGCUUCCUCGCAAGUUUCGACGAGUCUUUGGGAGAGCGAUAUAGAAAGGCAAAAGACAAGAUCGAGGAUAUGCUGAACGAGAUGUAUAGGGAGAACAACAUCGCGAACACCGCCCGGGUAAAAUGGUUUUGUACCGAGACAGAACGGCGCGAUGAGGUUCUCCGUCAGCGGCAGCAAAACCCCACUCAUAACGUGACGCGUCCAGGGCAGCUAGCACACAUAAUGCUCCUGAGCUCAUUCCGAAUGAGAUGUAUUGAGGCUCAAACUCGCACCCGAUCCGGAAGGUCCGCACAGCAGGACACUGUGACAUCGUACAAAGAGGUACGGAAGGACGCCAGCGGUAUAAGCCGAACGGGAGCGAGAGACUUUGCAGUUGGGUUACAAGCGCAUAUCGUGGGAAACGAAGGCUAUUCGCUUCUCAACGAUGGUCGGUUCUGGCUCCCUGGCGCCGACAUAGGGUGCAAGCUUCGCGCCUGGUUCGAUCCCGAAGUGAUCUCCAUGACACUGUGGAUAUCGAGUGACAACGUUCUGCAGUCGGAUCGUCCAGGUUCGUAUGCAGCUGCACUGAACAUGCUGAUUGUUGCUUGGGAGGCGGAGAUGCCAAUGAUAUCGCAUUUUUGCGAGCGGCCUCGGUUCGCGACCCUUGGGACGGAUCGCAACGUGGAGAAAGUCGGCCUCAUCGGUCUGGUGUACAGCCUAACGUCUCAGCUGUUGCAAUUCAAGUUUGACAAAGACAAUUUCAAAGUCUCUGAAGACGCGCUACGCGGAUUGGAUGGUUCAGAUGAAAGCUGGCCGGCAGCUCUCGGGUUGUUCUCAGCACUCCUGGCAGCAACUUCGCAUCUCAGCAUCUGCGUCAUUGACAGCCUCAACGACCUCGCAUUUGGCGCUGGUGCGCAAUGGUGCGAUGCUUUCCUAGGAGUGCUGUUCGAGCACCAGAAGUCAUCAGCAGGCAUCUUCAGAAUUUUGCUUACCACUACCGGGCAAUCGCGGGUGCUGCAGGAUCAUGUGAAGAUGUCGGACCGCGUGUUCGCUCAGACAGAAGCGCGAGAAGUGAUCCGAGGUGGGCAUUGGUACGAAAGACCAGAAAGCUGA